This is a messenger RNA of Leptosia nina, 876 nucleotides long. The record is from the annotation of a GenBank genome assembly. NCBI's taxonomy places the organism in Eukaryota, Metazoa, Arthropoda, Insecta, Lepidoptera, Pieridae.
AUGACUGAAAUAGAAAUAGACGCAGUGUAUCCGAAGCGGUCGGCGUAUCCUAUGUUAGUGAAUUUUCAAAAUGGAUAUGUUACAGAUGGAUUUCGUGACAUUGAAUGUUCGCUUUAUAAUAAUGAUGAUAACUCAAAAAAGACAUUAGUCUCGCUACUCGACGAUAUUGUUUAUACGGGGGAAGAAGAAGAUGAGCCCAUAGGAAGAACGUUAUUAGUAGCACGAGAUAGAAAUACCGGUAAAGUACGGAUUAUAGAACCAGGGUAUGUGGAGUUGAAACCAGUCAUUAAAAAUGAUUUAAACUCAUCUCAAUUAUUGGAGACAAGUGGUCUAGAGUUGAGUAGGAAGUUUGGUUCAAAGAAGCAGAAAAAGAAAAUGGAACAGCGUGAAAAAUUGAAAAUGAAUGUUGAAACUGUUGCAAAACAAGUUGAAAAAACCACAGCAAAUAUAAGUGUCGAUCAACUUGAUUUGUCAGCAUAUAACAAUGCAUCAGUUGGAGAUGAUUUCUAUAUACCACCAAUAAAUCGUGAAGCAUCCUGUGUUGAAGAUAUAUACAGUAUUGAGAAAAUCAUCAGCAAUGAUAUAAUGGAAGCUAUAGAAUCAGAAAUAGAGGGAAAGGAUUUAAGUGAAGAUAUUCAUCCAUCAAUACAAAGUAUAAUAGACAAGAAUCCGAAGAAAACACUACAGACUGUCUUUGGCUUAUAUGCCAGCUGUCUAGCCAAAUAUUACACAACAGUGAUGAGAGAUUUAAAUUGUGCAACGAAACCAGCAAUAAUUAACUGGGAACACGUAGUAGUAAUUAGUUUUAAGAUCGGGCGUGAAGUGUGUUCGACACAUGCUGUGAGUUCCAGAAAUGCAACACCGAUUACCUCAUAA